Messenger RNA from Acomys russatus (golden spiny mouse), 468 nucleotides. RefSeq names its product 60S ribosomal protein L28-like. Gene Ontology annotation, cellular component: ribosome; cytosolic large ribosomal subunit. The record is from RefSeq and is a predicted model, not a curated record. Gene Ontology annotation, molecular function: structural constituent of ribosome. The transcript is spliced from 2 exons. NCBI's taxonomy places the organism in Eukaryota, Metazoa, Chordata, Mammalia, Rodentia, Muridae. Gene Ontology annotation, biological process: translation.
AUGCUCCCACUGAACUGCAUUUCUAGCGUGCUUAGCCAAUUCCUCCGUAUAUAUGCACAUCUACAAUGGAUGUUUGCUCUGAACUGUUCCAGUUUCCUGAUGGAGAGGAAAAAGCAGACCUACGGCACCGAACGCAAUGAUCUGAAGGCCCGUAACUCCUUCCGCUACAACUGGCUGACUCACCACAAGACUGCGGGAGUGGAGCCUGUGGCCGAUGGCAAAGGGGUCGUGGUGGUCACGAAAUGCAGAUCCGGCUAGUGAAAACCCACCACUACCACUUCUUAUGUGAGGACCACCACCAACAAGAAUGCUUGGCCACCCUCAGCAGCAGCAGGCAAUGUGACCCGAAAGAACAAGCACAGCUCUGAUCUGCGAACAGCGGCAACCCGCAGGGCCAGUGCCAUCCUGCGAGGCCAGAAGCCUGUGGUGGUAAAGAGGAAACGGACCCGCCCCACCAACAACUCCUGA